Messenger RNA from Polypterus senegalus (gray bichir), 2209 nucleotides. It is a transcript of the gene kbtbd4, whose product is annotated as kelch repeat and BTB (POZ) domain containing 4. The coding region runs from base 202 to 1770 and encodes 522 amino acids. The record is from RefSeq and is a predicted model, not a curated record. Gene Ontology annotation, molecular function: protein binding. The transcript is spliced from 4 exons. NCBI's taxonomy places the organism in Eukaryota, Metazoa, Chordata, Cladistia, Polypteriformes, Polypteridae.
ACCAUUUGAUUUUGUAACACUAGCGGUGGAUUUUUAAGCCGAAGUUGUACGUUCAUUAUCUGUUCCGCCGUGCCAUCGGUGUUGCUGUUUUUGGUAUUCUAUUCAAGGUGCAUCCACCUCGAUUAUAAGAAAAGAUCUGUGCAUACCAUAUUUAAAGUGAACGUAGAGAGACGAGGCAGAGAUUGCACGAAAAUAAACAAGAUGGAGUCAAAUGAUGAUGCUGGUGUGUUGAAUGUUGGAGGCUCAGCUGAUGAGAAUUAUUUUCUUGGCUACACCUUCACAGAUCGUUCUCACUCUGGUCGCGUGGUGAAAAGCAUUAUGGACUUGUGUCUGGAAGAUGGGCUUUUUGCAGAUGUUAUUGUUUUAGUUGAUGGAAAAGAAUUCCGGUUGCAUCGACUUGUUUUGUCUGCACAGAGCUGUUUUUUUCGGUCAAUGUUCACCAGCAACCUAAAAGAAGCAAACAAUCGCAGCAUUGAGCUGAAGGAUGUUAGCUCCUCAGUGUUCCAGCUGCUUGUGGACUACAUCUACCAUGGAACCAUCAAACUGCGAGUGGAGGAACUGCUAGACAUUUAUGAGAUGGCUGACAUGUACCAGCUGACUGCCCUAUUUGAAGAGUGUUCUCGUUUUUUGGCACGCACUGUAGAAGUGAAGAGUUGCCUACAAGUCAUGUGGCUGGCUGACCAGCACAGUGAUCAGGAGCUGUACACUGCAGCCAAACAUUGUGCUAAAAUGCAUCUGAUGCAGCUCCAGCAGACCGAGGAGUUUCUUUCCUUACCACUACGACUCUUAACAGAUAUCAUCAAAGAUGGCGUUCCAAGUUCUCAAAAUCCCACAUCUGCUAUAGAAGUCUGGGUGAAUCAUAGCAGUGAUAGGCAGGACUUCUCUGAGAUGCUCCUCAACAGUCUUAAGGAGAUCGGAGAAAAUGUGCACAUCUACCUGAUUGGGAGGGAUGAGAGCCGCACACAUUCUUUAGCUGUGUCUCUACACUGUGCUGAAGAUGACGCCAUCAGUGUUAGUGGGCAGAACAGCCUAUGCCACCAGAUCACUGCGGCUUGUAAACAUGGGGGUGACCUCUAUGUGGUUGGAGGUUCCAUUCCUCGACGUAUGUGGAAAUGCAACAUGCAGACCAUGGACUGGGAGCGAUGUGCCCCUUUGCCACGAGACAGGGUGCAGCAUACACUCGUGUCUGUUCUGGGAGAUGAUGCAAUUUAUUCUCUUGGAGGAAAGACACUACAGGACACUCUCUCCAAUGCUGUCAUCUACUAUACAGUUCAUGAAAAUAUAUGGACAGAAACUAGCCAACUGGAUACUGCUGUGUCAGGUGCUGCUGGAGUAAAUAUGGCCGGCACCAUCUACCUCUUAGGUGGAGAAGAGAAUGAUAUGGACUUCUUUACCAAACCCUCUAGACUGAUCCAGUGCUUUGACACUGUUUCUCAGAGGUGCCAUGUCAAGCCAUACCUUCUGCCAUUUGCUGGCUGUAUGCAUGCCACAGCACACAAGGACCUGAUCUUCAUUGUGGCAGAGGGUGACUCUCUGGUCUGCUAUAAUCCCCUGCUGGACAGCUUCACACGUCUGCGUUUUCCUGAAACCUGGAGCUGCAUACCUUCCAUCUGGAAGGUUGCAAGCUGCAAUGGCUGCAUUUAUGUUUUCAGAGACAAGUGCAAGAAGGGAGAUGCCAACACACUAAAAUUCAACCCUGCCACUUCAGUAGUCACUGUGAUCAAGGGAAUAAAGAUCCUUUUGACGAACUGGCAGUUUGUCUUAGCCUGAGUACACUCAGUCAGUUCCACAUUGGAGUGGACCUGAGGACAAUUGGGUUAAUUGGCACAAUGAACAGUAAGCAUUUGAGUUGUACGCCAGCUGUUAUGGAAGUGUGACGAUGUAUUUAUGCUAUAGAAGCCAAGUGCCAUGUUUGCUUCAUAUCUUUCUUUUUUUUUUCUGUUGCUCUGCUUUUUCAUAAUGGGCAGUUUUGUUGUGGUGUUGCAUAUCUACAAGUGGGAGUAACCCAAAGACCCCAGCCUGGGUAUUUGUAAGAUGUGUGUGUUUUUAUAGCCACUAUGUAAUCCACAUUAACUAAGCAGCAUUUAAAAGGUGUUAUUAACAAUAGUAUCAAGAAAUGUACAACUAAUUUAAAAAGUCAUUUUAUGUAAUUUGGUUUUGCUAUUUUACUACAAUACUGCUUUAGCAAUAAACUGACACGUAACACAUA